GAAGAUACGCCGCGUCAGCAUCAGAAAAGGCCUCCCCAGCUCGCGUACUUCACAGCUCCCGUCUACAGUUCGUGUCUGCCUACCGCUAGCUGCGCAGCAGCUCAAUAGCGCUCUGCCGGCAGACGUAACCGGAUCUCGCGAGAACAGCGGCGUGGCUGGCUGGCAGUAGGUUUGCUUACGGGAGGCAGAGAGAGAGAAGGCAGGCAGGCGGGCAGGACGCAUCAUGGCGGACAGAGACAGUGGAAGUGAGCAGGGAGGAGCGGUCACAGGCCUGGGCGCCGGUUCCUUACACCCAGUGACCGGAGGGGCGGGUGCGGCUUCCGGACUGCAGCAUGAGACCCAGGAGCUCGCCUCGAAACGGGUUGACAUCCAGAACAAACGUUUCUACCUGGAUGUUAAGCAGAAUGCAAAGGGCCGCUUCCUGAAGAUAGCCGAGGUUGGGGCCGGAGGAAAUAAGAGCCGCCUCACUCUCUCCAUGUCCGUAGCUGUGGAAUUCCGAGAUUACCUGGGAGACUUCAUCGAACAUUAUGCCCAGUUAGGGCCUAGUAAUCCGGACAUAGUGCAGGACGAGCCCCGGCGAGCGCUAAAGAGCGAGUUUCUGGUGAGAGAGAAUCGGAAGUACUACAUGGAUCUGAAAGAGAACCAGAGAGGGCGGUUUUUGAGGAUUCGGCAGACGGUAAACCGGGGGCCCGGACUGGGAUCCACGCAAGGCCAAACGAUCGCUCUUCCUGCACAGGGACUUAUUGAGUUUCGCGAUGCUUUGGCGAAACUAAUCGACGACUACGGAGUGGAGGACGAACCUGCCGAGUUACCGGAGGGCACCUCAUUAACUGUAGACAACAAGCGGUUCUUCUUCGACGUAGGCUCGAAUAAGUACGGGGUCUUCAUGAGGGUCAGCGAAGUGAAACCGACGUAUCGUAACUCCAUCACGGUACCGUACAAAGUCUGGUCCAAAUUCGGGAGUACCUUCUGCAAAUACGCGGAGGAUAUGAAAAAGAUCCAAGAUAGACAGAGAGAGAGAAGGGUGUGCGAUCUGCAGGAGGAAAUGCACGGCGACGACGCGGAGGAGGAUUGAUAACUGCAGAGGAAAUCGUGCAAAAAGUUAUAAUUAAAAACGUUACUGUAAACCGAAAGAAACGUAGAAUUAAACUGUUAACUGUUUAACUCCAAGGGAGCGCCACCUACGAAACCCUACGAACUGACAGUUAAGACUUGAUGUCACUCAUCGCUGGAUGUUUACCCACUUACCCACCAUUAAACAGUAAGCAGCUGCUAAACAGAGUAAUAACAUUAUAUAUGAACUAUUUCCUACUUGAUUAAAAUUAUAAAGAAAGGAGCGUUUAUUUCCCUAAUUAACCAAGAACUUUUAUACACGUUCGAGCUAUUAAAAUUGGUGCAAUGUUCAAAUUGAAAUAUUGCCGAAAUGUAUGAGGAGUAAGUCCUUUCGUGUGAGCUAAUAUUCGAAAUCAGCACAAAGAAGAUAUUUUGGAACACCUUUUCUAACCAAAACGUUAAACCUUUUUGAAAGAGGUUACCAGUAUACUUGCCACCCCUUUUACCUGUGAGUAGAUGUGUAUAUACUAUAUAUAUAUAUAUAUAUGUAUAUAUAUAUAUAUAUAUGAGGGCUAGGCAUGUUGUCGGAGUUUUAUUUAAAUGUUAUGCAGCCGUUCGUAGAGUUCAAAGUAAAUAGAUCAAUGACAGAAGUGCUCUGUAUUACAGUAUGCAUAGCUUCAGAAUCCCACAGGUAUUCAACUGGUCAGUAAAUCUUAUAUAUCGAAAUGGAUACAUUUAAACUUUAAACCUCCGGCUUUUAAAAUAAUUUAUCCAUUUUAUUGGGUUUUGUUUGCCUUUAUUUUAAAUGAAUAUGUCAGAGUACGAGGGGUGUUUGUCAGCUCGUCAUGCACUGUGUAUAAACGUGUUUGUUGUUUUGAUACGCAAGUCAGUGACAGCAUGCAGGAAUGGCCGGGCCUAAUGAACCACCACCUACGCUUUGUUGCUAUAAUUAUGAAAAUUAUAACUAUUAUUGUCCAUGUUGAACCCUGUAAGAUAUGGUCCACUGAAAUUCUGAGCAAACUUUAAAAAAAAGAAGAAAAAAAGGUAAUUACAUGAUUUUGUGAAUCAGAUUUAAACCCUCGCGAAAUACUCACGUUUUCUGUGGGAAUUUUUAAAAAGCGUGAAACGCAACGACACAAUUUAGGUCCUAUAACGAGAGAUAGAAAGUGAAGACAGCACUGAGAACGCACAGGCAGUGUGUGAGCUGUACGGAUCAUCCUCUACAACGACCUGGUGCCUUAUACACUUAGCACGUUUACAUGCUGGUUUGACGAUUUGGGUUGCUGUUUGUUUUUUGUUUGGGUACUACUUCGUUCGCCACCCGCACAACUUGGGGCGGACGGUGUUUACUGGAUGUUUAAAAAAAAAAAAAAAAACCCAAAGAAAGACAAGCUUUUGUUACGUUUUGUUUUAUUUAGGUUUUUUUAAUCUUUCACCCCCCACCUUCCCAUGAAAAGCAGUAAAAUAAUUUCCCAGUUCUUAUGCUUAAAUAUAUAACAUUAACAAAAACGCGAUUGAAGGCCUAGCCUUCAGGCACGGUGUGAGCAAGGGGUGCAAGUAUGCAGUGGACGUUAACGCAGAGAAAUUAACGUUUAUAUAGCCUUCGGUGUUGUUUCCUGUAUAUAGACCAGUGGCUAGGGCAGUAUAUACAUUUUGUAAAGUCGCUAAAGAUCUCAAUAGGGUAAUUAAUUACCAUGUUUCACUGUAAUUUAAAGUUUGUUUUUAUUUAACCCCUUCCCACCCUCCCCAAGUGUAUCUCUAACUUCUUUUACUUUUUUUCAAGCAUCUUACUCACAAGGGUCACUUUCAGAGAUACAUUUCAUUACUGUGUGCAAUAUUGUAUGUGCCAAUGGUGGCAAUAUAUGUAUUCAGAUUAAAUGUAAUAUUAAUAUCUAAAAGCAUGAGGCUGAAUCCUACCUUAUUUUUGUUCUCUAAGGAAGCAAAGCCUUUAUUUGUCUUUGAUUUUUUUUUUAAAUAAAAAAGGCCAAGAUUUUAAGAUAGCAAAUUAUGUUCCCAUAAUCCCUGGCUGUGGCUCGCCUGGCCUGGACGAGGCGGAGCAUGCUCGAACACAUCGAGGUGAGCGAGCAAGAUGGCCGCACCUCCGCCAUCUCCCACCUCCGUUGGGGACCCUGUACGAAGUUUUGCUGUGCCUUGCGUUGGAAACGGGCCCCGUGUGGACGGCACAAAAGUUUCAUGGGUGUCGCUGCCUCGACUCACAGUGGUACACAUAAGGACCAAUUCCCGGAAAGCCGACUUCUGUCUCUCGUUUGAGAUCCUUCCAGAAGUUUGUUUUUGUGCUCCUCGGUCCGGGGGCUAACGUACCGAUUUUAUUUCCCUUGAGGUCAGAGCUACCAGCAUAAAGCUUUCUGUCCGGGGCAAGGCAUCUGACCACAGGUUUGGGUCCCAAAAGAACAAACUGUUUCCGAGACGUUUUGGCUACGACCAGAGAAAGCAGCGGUCCACUGUGAGCAGCUCCCUCAGCAGUGCGCUGCAGUACUGCAGCAUUGGCUCUAGGGGGAGAUAAAGCCCAGCCAAGUAUUCACAGCCUUUUCAAACAGUGCCUAUUCAGCAGUUUCUUGUCUAGCCGAUUUGCGUGGGUUUCAGAACAAGGUUCGCUGAAUAACUUAUUCAGUAAUUAGGCUCGCUCAUAUACUGUAUGAUUUCAAGUACGUUCUAUACAGUUGAAUAUUAAUUCUGUUUAGGAAAGAGAUUAUUUUCAGUUUUUUUUUUUUUUGCCCCCCCAAUUUUCUUUCACCCUGUGUCCCGUUCUGAAGGAGAUAUGGCCCAUGAGAGUGUGAAAAGGGCGAGACGUAACGGCCAUGUGAAAUAAUUCCUUCGUUAAAACGCGUCCUGUUUAUAGAUUUAUAGGCAGGUUAUAGGUUUAUGUUUUUUUGGGGUUUUUUUUUGAAGAGUGUAUAGAAUCAUUUAUUAUCAUUUGUGACGUGGUCACAGAGGACCAAGUAAAGCUCACUGCUAUGCCUAAGCUAUCCGUGGGUUCGGGUUUAUGAAGUGCAGCAACGUCACUCCCCCGAGCAGCGCUGUUGCUAUGGGGAUGACGUGUGCGCGGUUUUGCCCUGUUUUUUGAGCGAGACGCCUAGCGCGUCGCCCGAUCUCUGGGUGAAAAGCGCGCGCGCGCGUGCGUUGCCUGGGCUGAGACGCUACCUGUGUGCAGCGCUUACGGUUUAGCGAUCCCUGGGGGGGCCGGACAGAGGAGGCCGGCGGUACGGCUGAACGGCGGCCAAAUGAGACGUUAGCGUGUGUGGGAGCUUGUUCCUGGAGGAGGGCCGGAGUGGGUGCAGGUAUCUGUUCCACCAAAUAUCCCCCCCCCCCCCCCCCAGCUCAAGCUCAGCUCGUUUAGACGCAUCCAAUACAACAACGGCGUUUUGAGAUUAGCCUAAACCACAGCAAAAUGUCUCACGCUUGGGACACAGGAACGGUAAUCGACUGCCAUACAAGAAAUGUGUGUCGCGAAAACGUUAGCUCAAGUAAACGUCGGGCUUUUUGAAAGCGGAAGCUGGCAUGAGAUCCAGAUGUGUCCCUCUCCUCCUCCACGGCGGAGUUGGCGGUUAGCCUCGUAGGAAAGCGAGCCACUUUUUUGUGAAUCUUGUUGGCGAGACUUUGGGGAGGGCUGCCCUGUAAGUCAGACACUCACGAGCUGACCCGUGUCUCUGUUGCACUAAAUCUUCAUUUCUCUCGAGAGCUUUCAUGGGGACAUCAGAUUAAACGUUGAAUCUCUGAGCGCCUUUAGCCGCUAAGCUAAGGCCCUCAUUUUCUGUCUGCUUUCUGUUACCUUUUUUAAAAAGGAUUUUCUCUCUUUUAAUGUGCAGGGCGUAUUGAAUAAGAUAUUAGCGUUAUUAUUUGUAACAGUCAGACAUUUAAAAUAUUCUUGCUUGAAUGUGUUUGUGUUUUUUUUUUUUUGGAGUGUCAGUUCAAGGAUGGCUAUUUGGGUUUCCUCUUCACCCAUCUCAUUUCAUCUGGAUUUGUUUUUGUUAUUCCACCAGUUUUUAAAUUAUUUUUUUCUUUUUUAAUCUUUGACUGUUGAAGUUUCAGAGGCUUUCGGUCUUUAGUGCAGACUGAUGCUUUGAUGCUUUCAUGCUUUUGAUCAGUGACACUCAGACCUCUCGUGUGGCCCUACCCCCUCUCUGUAGCUGUCCGCGACAGGGGCCAAAAAACACGAACCCACAGUUUGCGGUUCUUUUCAUGUGAAAGGUAUGCACGUGUAUGCGUGCAUGCGCAGGUGUGUGCGUGCACGCACGCGUCUGUAUGCAUACGUUUGCGUGAUUGUCAGUACGGUUGGGCCAGUGUCAGAGCAGAGCGUUCAUAUUGUGAACUGAAAGCACUAUGUGAUAUAGAAUGAUGUUGUUGGCAUGGAUACAGCAGAUGUAUGCACCUCACAUAACCGAUGACGUCGUUUGCAGUCUUCUGUGGCUAUUUCCUCAGCACAUUCUGAGAUUCUUUUUUUUUUAUGCCACUCGUAAAUAUACCCACAGAUAACUGCUUAGUAGUAUUGCAGUUAAACUCACUUUGACUGUUACAUUACAAAUGUGUGUAUUUACUAGUACAUCCCUAUUGGUUAUAUUAGUCUAAGUGAUCUGACAUUAAGUCUUGGAACCAGCCAGUUAGCGGCAAGUAGAAUUCUCUGGCCAAAGACAGAUUUUUUUUUUUUUUUUUUUUACAUUGUGAACUGCAACUACAGCCUAUAUCAUAUGAAAAAACUUGAUACAUAUUGCACAGCCCACCAGUCGCACAGCCUGUUGCUUAGCCAGCUAUAGCCUUUCAUUAAGAAGUACUGCCAUGUCGGUUUUAUACUGAACAGCCAGCUGUAAAAGAAUUGCUGUGUUCUCUGCCACGCUAAAACAUCUCGCUGUGUAAUGCCAUGCUUUCUGGAAAACUCCACUGAAGGAACUGACAUAAGAGGCGGCUCCUCCCCCAAUCAUUUGCCUGCUUCCUGUACGCAAUGUCACCUGUGCAGCCACCCGCUGCUCAGUAAUAAUAAAAGUCAGACGACAGUCACAACAGUGCUGCUGCGUCGACUUUUUCUUUUCUCUUUCCGGCAGAACUGAACACAACAUUUAUUUGAUUAUACUCUUUAGGCAGAGGGUCACCUUCCUCUCUUCCUCUGAUAAUCAGUCUAAACAAGUUUUAUCAUCCCCUCCCCCUUUCCCCAAAAACAUUAGACAAACCACUUGCAGCUGUGCUGUAGGUUUGGCGUACUGUCGCAUAUUCCCCUGCCCGAUUACAGCACAAACUGACCUCCGUUUAGCUGGCUUCUGAUUGGGCACGUUGUGGAGCAGUGACCCUUCCAGUUUUCCCUCUCCUGCAGUUGUGAUGGAGUGGGCUCAUAACACCGGUAGUGUUGAGUAGUUCUCACUACCUCAGGUGUAGGCUAAGGUGUGGGAUUGUUGGACAGGACAUAGGCUAGUAGGGGGAGAAAAAAAUGUAUUGAGAUCUAUUCUCAGUCCAGCCUCUGUGAAGUGCAAUCUUAGAACACCAGAAAAAAAAUGGCAGUACCUGCUGAUGUGACUGUGACAGAAGUUAGGAAGCCACAGUUCAGUUUUUAUCAUUUUUACAAUACAACUUAAGACAUAUUUCACUGCAUAGAAAAAAAAGAAGCAUUUUAUUUAUUUAUUUUAAACCUUACUGCCCAACUAUAUGUUUUGUUUGGGGGGGUGUUUGGGGUGUAGGGGAACGCACAAAUCGAAUCUGGCUUUUAACUUGUUCCCACACAUGAGCAACAGAAGUCUGAGCAUCACUGAUCGAGCACAGUUUAAAGUAUGUGUGGAAUCUGGAGAAUAGUUUGCCUCAACCUGAUGUGGGCCUACCGCUCAGCCAAUCACAGCACUGUGGGCGUGUCUUAUUCCAAACUUUCCUUUUGUGUUUCUGGAAAUAAACAGUCUUUAGAUAGUACAUUUAAGGAGACCUGCAACUGCCCGUCUGCCGUUUCCCUGGCAACCUUUUUGCUGAUUUGCGAUGUGCUCGCUACCUGCAUGAAAGAUGCAAAUGAGAUGGGGGGGGGGGGGGUUACCGGUAAUAAUCAUAAACAGCUAUGUAUGGGCACAAAAGCAAGCUGUCGAAAAUGGAAAAAGGAAAUACAAAUUACACUUUUUCCCCUCCAUCUGAGGGGGUUGUACACAGAUUGUAGAAUAGUAGUUCUUUGUCUGAAUAAUCCUGUUUUAAUAUGUGUUAUGCUGCCUGGCUCAAUGAAAAGAAUAAUUACAGAUGUUAACAAAUGUAGACCUAUUGUUUCUUAACUAUUGUCACUUUAAAAGGUGCUACUGUUUCUUUGGUGCUGUGUUGCAGUUGGGUUUUGUAAACAGCUGAAGGUGAUCUGUUAAUAUAAAGGAUUAUAUAUAAUAUAAAAUCUGCAUACGCACGUCUUUGUGCUGUCUUCUUGUGCCUUCUAAAGGCCAAUUCCAGAGUAAUGGGUGGUUGAAAACUUAUGAAGAGAUCUCACACAACUGUUACCGAAUAAUCUACAACGACAUUUUCAGACGAAUCACAGAAAAUACGAACAUCGCACCGGAGUAUCGGACUAUAACCGUAGGCUUGCCUCCAUUAACCGUUCACUCCCCGGUGAACCGCAGUGAACCACGUCCAUUUCGUAAAUGUCGAAGGACAAGGCGAUGUCGUUGGCGACACACAAGCUAACAAAAGGCAAGUCUAUUAACGCCACGGCGCUGUUGCUCCCACGGCUAACUCUGGCGGGCGCGCUUACGCCCGUUCUCUCUCGUUACGAGUCGCUCCUGGGGCGAGAGAACGCCCGCUAAGCUCGCCCGCUAACCGGAGGUUAACGCAGCGUCUACGGCCAACGCGGCGGCCACGAGCUCAAGCUAACAAUCACUGUGGCGCGCCAGUGCGGACGCUAAAGCAGAAGCCGCUGCUUAGUAACAAUGACCUGUUCUUACACAGGGGGGCGUCUCAGCUGCGGGACCGCCGCAGUCCUGCACAUUGUUUUAUGUUUACCAUAAAAGGUUUAAAAAUAUCCGAUAGACCAUGAGCGUGUGGUCACCUGCACUAGUUUAGUCUCUGAAACGGCCAUUUUCCGGUUAUGUAAUGGAAGGAAGGGUCGGACAGGGGGGAGACCGAUGCAUCUGUCGCACUCCACUACCAAGUUUCAGUUGGUAUCCCAGAACACCAAGCGGUUGGCCGGCUGAAUUGGUCUGUCUGCCUCUCUUGGAUGGCGCGGAACUCCUUACAGAUUCAACUGAAGAUGGAGUCUAACUCCAUACAUUGACCAUGGAUCGGUUUUCUCUGUUUUCUCACAUGGUGGUUGGUAAUUGGAUUAGGACUGGCUGAACUGUUCUGGGAUUGGUGGGUGGUGGUUGAUGAUUGGAUUAGGAUUGGCUAAAACUGUUCUGGGAUCUGUUCCCCUCCCACCCACCGAUAUUGGACUGGACUGGUAUGGACUGCUAAUCCUACAGGUCAGGGGUUUUGGGUGGAAGUCAAUGGAGGACAGGUGUUCUGGGCUCAGCCAUUGUAAAUCAGAGAGCCCAGAACAGACUCGUCUUCCACGUGAUUUACAAACGGAAAAGGGCAGCGGAUUCUGUGCCAAAUUCCUGUAUGCACCUGUGGUCACACAGGUGCAUGCAUGCAUGUGUGCGUGCAGAGCAUCAUAGGACACAUGGCUCAAGGCACAAGGAGAACACUGACCAAUCCUGACGCAGCGUGCACCAGCCCCUCCCCCUUUUCCUUUUACGAAUCACACUGGAAGUCUCAAGACUUCUGACCUGAGGUGUGAUAGGGUUUUGCUCGUGUGCGUUGUUCACCUCAAUGAACAAAUCAAAAGUAUACUGGAAAAAAACUUAAAUAUUGUAGUUAUUUUUUCCUUAGUAUUUUGUACUCACAGAGAGAGCUGAAAACAGGUGGAUAAAUACUUGCACUUUAAUAUAUUAAGAAAAUACUGCAUAUUAUUUUUGAUAGGGGAUCUUACAUUCAAACUAUAGAAAAUACACUUUCCAGGCUUUGUCUCAUUGCUGUUGGACAGGAAUAUAUCAAGCUCUUCUACUUUCUGAAGUGUAUUGUCUGUGUUCUGAAAGGUUUAUUAAAGUAACUUGCAUGAUGUAGUAACAGUGUUCCAACUGUAAUUAUUUUUAGUUGGCAAAAAAAGAAAAAAAAACAUUGUCAGACUAAAACUGUGAUGAUAACUCCAUGUAUUCAUGCUUUACUUCAGUCAUACAUUCUAAAGCACUUCUUGAUGAUUAUUGCCUUUCCCAAAAUGAAUAUGGUGCUCAAAUUGGCUUAGAAACCCUUCCGUCUUCACGAAUACCUUCAUCCUUCCGUCUGUGUGUUCCUUGCUGUUUUCUGUGUUUUCACAGCCUUAUUAAAUUUUCUUUAAAACUUUGACGGUACCAAGUGUGUUUUUGUAAAUAGAUUUUAAGUUUCAAAGCAUUUUUUUCGUCUGAAAAUGACUAAUAAUUGCAAUAAAAAGUUCAUUUCACCCAGA
Anguilla rostrata (American eel) is the source of this 9496-nucleotide messenger RNA. Its product is annotated as transcriptional activator protein Pur-alpha-like. Gene Ontology annotation, biological process: regulation of transcription by RNA polymerase II. Gene Ontology annotation, cellular component: nucleus. Lineage: Eukaryota; Metazoa; Chordata; Actinopteri; Anguilliformes; Anguillidae. The coding region runs from base 224 to 1075 and encodes 283 amino acids. The transcript is spliced from 2 exons. The record is from RefSeq and is a predicted model, not a curated record. Gene Ontology annotation, molecular function: RNA polymerase II transcription regulatory region sequence-specific DNA binding; DNA-binding transcription factor activity, RNA polymerase II-specific; purine-rich negative regulatory element binding.